Triticum turgidum subsp. durum (durum wheat) is the source of this 1476-nucleotide messenger RNA. The record is from the annotation of a GenBank genome assembly. Lineage: Eukaryota; Viridiplantae; Streptophyta; Magnoliopsida; Poales; Poaceae.
AUGAUCCGGUUGCAGACGUACGCGGUGUUCAGCCUGCUGGCGACGAUAACGUCGGUGUACUAUGCGUUCAGCAGCAGGGAGCAGUUCUACCCGGCCAUGGUCUACCUCUCCACGUCCAAGAUAUGCUUCGUGCUGCUCCUCAACACGGGCCUCGUCGCCAUGUGCGUCGCCUGGCAGCUCGUGAAGCGCGUCUUCCUGGGGACGCUCCGGGAGGCCGAGGUCGAGCGGCUCAACGAGCAGUCGUGGCGUGAGGUCGUGGAGAUCCUCUUCGCGGUCACCAUCUUCCGCCAGGAUUUCUCCGUCUCUUUCCUCGCCAUGGUCGCCGCCCUGCUCCUCGUCAAGGCUCUGCACUGGCUUGCGCAGAAGAGGGUCGAGUACAUUGAGACCACACCCUCCGUGCCAAUGCUGUCGCACAUAAGGAUCGUGUCCUUCAUGCUAUUCCUUCUUGUCGUCGACUGCCUCUUCCUGGCGAACUCGCUGGGCUCACUGAUACAGAAGCGGGAGGCAUCUGUGGCCAUCUUCUUUUCUUUUGAGUAUAUGAUACUGGCAACAUCGACAGUGUCGACAUUCGUGAAGUAUGUAUUCUAUGUCAGCGACAUGCUAGCGGAAGGUCAAUGGGAGAAUAAAGCAGUGUAUACAUUUUAUUUGGAGCUUAUCAGUGACCUUGUGCACUUGUCUUUAUAUAUGCUAUUCUUCAUAGCGAUCUUCCUGAACUAUGGUGUCCCAUUGCACUUGAUUCGUGAGCUGUAUGAGACCUUCCGCAACUUCAGAAUUCGCAUUUCAGAUUAUAUACGCUACAGAAAGGUGACUUCCAACAUGAAUGAACGCUUUCCAGAUGCCACACCAGAUGAGCUUGAUGCGGGUGAUGUCACAUGUAUUAUUUGCCGUGAAGAGAUGACCACAGCAAAGAAGCUGCUUUGUGGGCACUUGUUCCAUGUACAUUGUUUGAGGUCAUGGCUACAGCGCCAACAUACUUGCCCAACAUGUAGAGCUCCAAUUAUCCCCCCAGAUAAUGGACGUGCAGCAUCAGCACAGCAGCAUGGAGCUCAACCUGGAGUUCAGCCUGGCACCGGUACUCCAAGUUCAGGAGGAGCACCAACUGAGAACGUGAACAUGCGUCAAGCAAAACUUGAGGCUGCUGCUUCAGCUGCUUCUUUAUAUGGGAGAUCAUUUGCUUAUCCUCCAGUGAACACUUUGAAUAGGAACUCAGGACCUCUGCACGCUACACCAAGUACUUCACAACCAGGAGAAGCAAGUACUUCCACCAGCCAUCCAUUAGAACCUCAGCCUUCUUAUUCACGUGGUCCAGUUAGUUCAACAACUGGUAGCGGGGACCCUGGAAAUUCACUACAGAAGGCAUAUGAAAAGGCUAUAAGGAGCCAGAUAGAGGUGUUGCAAAUCCAAUUGCAAAUGAUGCAGCAAGGGGCCACCGCAUCGCCAACUAGCAAUGAGAACGCUGAGCAAGCCGGAAAAUAA